Molecule: messenger RNA, 921 nt
Organism: Henningerozyma blattae CBS 6284
Lineage: Eukaryota; Fungi; Ascomycota; Saccharomycetes; Saccharomycetales; Saccharomycetaceae
Product: glycosyltransferase family 32 protein
Exons: 1
Coding region: 1-921 (306 amino acids)
Biological process (GO): protein N-linked glycosylation
Cellular component (GO): mannan polymerase complex
Molecular function (GO): alpha-1,6-mannosyltransferase activity
Source: RefSeq, a predicted model, not a curated record
AUGAUAAUGAAGUCGCAGUAUAAAAGAGGCCAAGCUUUUAUAGCAGCUUGUCUAUUGAACACUUUACUGCUGGUGGCAUAUUACUUGUCUAGAAUAAGUUCGGAGGACCAUGAGUCGAAUAAAGAUUUCACAGAUAUUACUGUAUCGUAUGAUAGCUUAUUGUCAGACCAAUUGCGAUCGCUGGUAGAUCCUAAGCAAACUGAAUUUAAGAGAAUAGUAUUUCAAACGAGUAGUGAUAGUACCAAAUCUAGCAAAUGGAAGUCUUGGUCGGAAGAUAAUGGGUUUGAAUAUCGGUUGUAUACUGAUCAAGAGAUGGAAGAAUUUAUUAGAAAUACUAUCAAUAUCGAUCAAAUAACAAUGGCUUUCGAAUUAAUGUCGCAUAACGUUUUGAAAGCAGAUUUCUUUAGAUACCUUGUAUUGUUCUACUAUGGUGGGCUAUACACAGAUAUAGAUACAGAGCCAUUAAAAUCUUGGGAAGAUUGGCAAUCUGUGUUUGAUGAUGAAGAAGAUAAAGCUAGUUUGGUGGUUGGUAUUGAGGCUGAUCCAGACAGAAUUGAUUGGAAUGAUUGGUAUGCCAGAAGAGUUCAACUAUGUCAAUGGACUAUAUUAGCCAAGAAGGGAAACCCUAUAUUACAAGGAUUGGUCAUGGAAAUUGUUAAAAAUACUUUAGAAUUGAAAUAUACACAUUUGGAUGACGCUAUGGAAUGGACUGGCCCAGGUAUAUUUACAGAUGCCAUAAUGAAUAAUUUAAAAAUCGAUUGGAAAACUUUGACCGGAUUAAAAGAACCAAAAUUGAUUGAAGAUGUUUUAGUUUUACCAAUUACUAGUUUUUCACCAGGAGUUGGUCAUAUGGGUUCAGGUCAGUUAUUUGAUAGAGUUGCAUUAGUGAAACAUUUUUUUGCAGGUUCAUGGAAAAAUUAA